AUGAAAAAUCGAUUAGAACAAUUACCAAAUGAGCUUUUAUGGCUUAUUUUAGAAUAUAUAUCACCAAUAGAUUUAUUUCAUAAAUUUUUUAAUCUUAAUCAACGUUUUAAUACAAUUCUUCGUUUAAUACAUUAUCGCUUUAAUCUUUUAUAUACAAAUCAAAAUCAAUUUAAUUUUUUUCUUAAUAUUAUUCUUCCAAAUAUUGAAUAUAAUUGGAUAGAAUCAUUAUAUAUUGAUGAUAUAACUAAUCGUCUUUAUAUAAUUAAUAAAUGUCAAUAUUUACGAUCAUUAACAAUUCAUCAUUUACAUACAGAAAAUAUUAAUUUAUUAGUUAAUAAUGUAUUAUUAGAAUUAAAACAAUUAAAUUAUUUACAUUUAUAUACAGAAUUUCGAUUAAGAGAUCAUGAUGUUAAUUCAUUAACUAAUAUUAUUUUUAGUCAACAAAUGCCUUCAUUAACAUAUUGUUAUUUAGGUUUUCAAGAUUAUAGUCGUAUGAGUUUUGAUCAUUUAGAUAUAACAAAUAAAACAUUAUCUUUAAAAACAUUAGUUAUUGAUCAAUGGUGUCGUUUAAGAGAUUUUAUUCGAUUACUUCAUUUUAUACCUAAUAUUAAACGUUUAACUGUUCGUUUAUUUGAUUCAAAUACAAAAGGAACAAUUGUUCCAUCUCUUAAUGCUAUUGAUGAUUUUACUACUCUUGUACCUCAUUUAAUUUUUCUUCGAGCUAAACUUGCUGAAAUUCCAUUUAUAAUUGCUACAAAAAUAUUAUUUCUUCGUUUACCAUCUAAACUUCAUGAAUUAUCACUUUCAACAUGGUCAAUUGAAUAUGGAAAUGGUGAUUUAUGGGAAACAAUUCUUUCAUCAAAAUUUCCUUAUUUAAAACAUUUUCGUUUAAUUAUAUCUCUUGAUCAAAUUCCUCAUACUUAUAUUACUGCAAAUAAUUUAGAUCUUGAUAAUAUUGUUAAAUCAUUUAAUCAAUCAAAAUAUUUUCUUGAUCAUCAUUGGAAUGUUUUAAUUAAUAUAAAUGAACAUGAUCGUCUUAAAUUUGUUUUACAUACAAUACCAUAUCCAAUAGAAAAUUUUCAAACAACACUUUAUAAUAUUCGUCGUUGUACAAUAUCACCAUUAAUAAUUAAAUCAACUUAUCAUUAUGUUAGUAAAUUAAGUUUAACAUUACAUAAUAAUCUUACUUCAUUAUUAUAUGAUUAUAAUGAAUAUCGAUAUUUUCCAAAUAUUGAACAAUUUAUUUUAUAUUCAAAUUUAAUAAAUAAUUCUAGACAAUUUCAAUCAAUAGAAUAUUUUAAUAAUUUAAAAACUAUGAUUAAUCUAUCAAAUAUAAUAUUAUUAAAUUGUCCAGAAGAAACUCGACAAUAUCCAAUAGAAUUAAUUAAUUUACUUUUAAAAAAUUUACCUAAACUUAAAACUUUAAUUGUAUCUUAUCGAUUAUAUACAUAUUUACAAACACAAUCGAUAUAUUAUUUAAAAAAUUUAACAUUAAUCUUUGCUAUUUAUUCAUCAAUAUCUCCACCAACGACAAGAAUGAGAUAUUUAUUAACACCAAAUCAAAUAUUAACAAAUGAAUUGAUAUUAGAACUUGUUCGAACAUCAUUUUCAGUAUUUUCUGAAUUACAAACAUUAACAUUGAUUGUAAGAGAUUUAGAUGGUUUUGAUAAUCAAUUUUCUGAAUGGUUGAAAACUAAUUUUCCCAUUGAACAAAAUAUUUUAUAUGAUUUCCUAAUAUUUGAUAAAAUAGUUCGAUUUUAUUUUUAG
Rotaria sordida is the source of this 1767-nucleotide messenger RNA. Lineage: Eukaryota; Metazoa; Rotifera; Eurotatoria; Philodinida; Philodinidae. The record is from the annotation of a GenBank genome assembly.